UGUAUAACCAGCAUAUACUCUACAAAAUGAAUUUUCCUAUGUUUGUCAAAACUGUUUUUGUUGCCAUGGUGGUCGCCAAUGGGUGUGCUUAUGCGAUUUCGUCCUCUUUUGAUUCUUGGGCGGGAACCAAGUUUGAAGUAACACAGUCGAGGUGUUUCAUUGAUUACAUGCAAGCAGAGCAGGUACCUUACUCAAAACAUGAGGUAUCUCAAAGAGCUCUAGUUCAGCGUGCUACUCGGGCAUGCCUUCUUUUUUGCCACAGGAUAGGUAACAUGUCCCGUCAAGUAUCAGCGUAGUCUAUCGGUUUCAAACAUGAUAGAAAGCUAAGAAGGCACACUUUACAUGCUAGACCGUUCACGCAUCCUGAUUGCGAGGAUAUCGACUCGAUAACAAGCCAUCCGACUCGCGCAAGAUCGGGGAUUCGGUGUCAUGACGGGUUUCUCGGCCUGGGGCGUUCGUUCGGCCCCUCUCCAACUGCGCCGGGGACCCCGCACCGGAGUCCCUAGAAAACAAGCCCUAUUCUCUGGAAACGCGAUAACCCUGUCGAGACACAACGCGUCUAGAGAUGGAUCGUGAAAAAUUGCACACCUCGUCCGGUCCACCAGCCAAGUGGUCCAUGGAUUGACUCCGUCUCACUCGGCACAACACACCAAGCCAUUGGAUUCUAUCCGCCCGGCUAGCUCAAUCGGUAGAGCGUGAGACUCUUAAUCUCAAGGUUGUGGGUUCGACCCGUAAG
This is a messenger RNA of Colletotrichum godetiae, 736 nucleotides long. RefSeq lists its product as uncharacterized. The coding region runs from base 27 to 296 and encodes 89 amino acids. The record is from RefSeq and is a predicted model, not a curated record. The transcript is spliced from 2 exons. Lineage: Eukaryota; Fungi; Ascomycota; Sordariomycetes; Glomerellales; Glomerellaceae.